UGUACAUCUGAUGAAUUCACAGAUAUGCUCAGCCAGGAACAUGGGAAGCAUACUUGGGUCUCCACAAACAAAAAGAGAAACUGCAGGCAACAAAGAGAUUCUUGAAACAAAUCAUUCCCCACCCAUACUACAACCCCUACACCUAUGACAAUGACAUCGCUCUGAUGGAGCUGGACUUGCCGGUGACCUUCAGUAGGACCAUUCAAACCAUUUGCUUGCCCACUUCCACUGACGUCUUCCCCACUGGUGAAUCGGUCACCAUCAGCGGCUGGGGUGCCACCAGAGAAGGGGGCGCUGGAGCUGCUGUGCUGCAGAAAGCGAAUGUCCGCAUCAUCAACGGCACAGUGUGUAAUGAACUAAUGGGCGGCCAGAUCACAUCUCGCAUGACGUGUGCUGGCGUUCUCUCAGGAGGAGUGGAUGCUUGCCAGGUGGGUUUCAUUCAUAUAGUAUCAGUAUCAGACAUUUUUAGAUUUAGAUCUCUUUUGCCAUGCUCACUUAAAGGAAUGGUUCAUCUAAAAAUAAAAAUGAGCCCAUAAUUUACUCUCCCUAAG
Molecule: messenger RNA, 551 nt
Organism: Puntigrus tetrazona (Sumatra barb)
Lineage: Eukaryota; Metazoa; Chordata; Actinopteri; Cypriniformes; Cyprinidae
Product: suppressor of tumorigenicity 14 protein homolog
Exons: 2
Coding region: 165-536 (123 amino acids)
Biological process (GO): proteolysis
Molecular function (GO): serine-type endopeptidase activity
Source: RefSeq, a predicted model, not a curated record